AGUCGAUCCACGGCAGUCAACCUCGACUGUUGUCUUUUAGUAAAUCAGCUGUGCUUAAAAAUGGAUCUAUGGAUUUGGACUGUAUUGGUAACUGUCUGUGUAUGGCUAUACUACCACUUCAAAAAAACUCUUAAUUACUUUAAAGAUCGGGAUGUCCCAUACGUGCCAGGAUGGCCCAUAGUGGGAAACAUGGCUAAUCCGAUCUUACGCCGGAAACACGUGAGCGAUGCCGUGUUAGACAUGUACAACUUUCAUCCUGAAGCGAAGUAUGUCGGUGUCUUCGAUUUUGUACGACCAGUGGUGAUGUUGCGCGACAUUGACCUAAUCAAGUCAGUGACCAUAAAGAACUUCGAUAAUUUUCCGGACCACAAAUCGUUUAUAGAUGCCUCGCUGGACCCGUUGUUCGGUGGUAAUCUCUUCAACAUGGCUGGCGAGCAAUGGCGCGAAGCUAGAAAUCUGCUUAGCCCAGCUUUCACUUCCAGCAAGAUGAAGGCAAUGUACGAGCUUAUGGUGAAGUGUGGUGAGAAUUUUGUUAACCACAUCUCCGAGAGGUCGGCCAAAGAAAAUCGAAUGAUCGCGACGAAGGACCUUUUCACCAAGUAUACAAACGACGUCAUAGCCACUUGUGCAUUUGGAAUAAGUAUUGACUCGCUCAAGGAUCCAAACAAUGAGUUCUACCAUCUUGGGAAGACAGCCACUAAUCCAGAAAUUCUCACGCGCAAGUUUUUUAUAGCUAGAUCCUUUCCAAAAAUCAUGCGAAUUUUUAACAUAAAAUUCGUGAGUGAAAGUACCGGUAAUUUCUUCAAAAACAUCAUCAGCUCGACGGUUCGGAUGAGGGAUGAGAAAGGUAUGAGCAGACCAGACAUGAUACAAUUGAUGAUGGACGCUCGAGGAAAAGAGAGCACCAAGCAUCUUAAACUGGACAUCACGGAGAUGACAGCCCAAGCCUUUAUUUUCUUUUUCGGCGGUUUUGACACCACCUCGACGCAAAUGUGCAUAAUAGCCCAUGAACUAGCUAUCAAUCCAGACAUCCAGAAGAGGCUACAGAACGAAAUAGACGACGUCAUGAGAGUGUCUAAUGGAAAACCAACGUAUGAAGCGAUCAAUGGAAUGCCUUACCUCGACGCUGUUUUCAAUGAGUCCAUGAGACGCCAUACGCAAGUUGCUUUCAUCGACCGACUAUGCACUAAGUCAUUUGAAUUGCCCCCGGCCUAUCCAGGAGGUAAACCAUUUGUCCUGGAACCGGGUAUGAAUAUUUGGGUUCCUGCAACUGCUAUUCAUCUGGAUCCCAAGUACUACGAUAAUCCGCGCAAGUUCGAUCCUGAAAGGUAUUAUCAAAAAAAGGUGAGCAUCAACGAUGCAACCAAUUUGGGCUUUGGAAUCGGACCGAGAGGCUGCAUAGGAAAUCGCUUUGCAAUACUGGAAAUCAAGAUUCUGUUUUUCUUUUUGCUGUCCAAGUUCAGUUUAAAACCCAAUGAAAAAACUUCUCGGCCCUUGGUUUAUAGCAUGAAAUCGUUUGUAGUAUCUGCCGAGGGAGGAUUUUGGCUUACGAUUGAAAAGCGGAAAUAAACUUAAAACAUAAACUAAGACCUUGCUCUAUUGUUAAAUUUACGAAGAUGUACAGUUUAGUUGUGAAAUAAUGAAAUUACAAAAAUUAUGUAUGAGGUAAACAUCGUAUAAGAUAAUAAAGAAAAAUAAACACGACAAUCUUGACCUCUGA
Molecule: messenger RNA, 1720 nt
Organism: Nasonia vitripennis (jewel wasp)
Lineage: Eukaryota; Metazoa; Arthropoda; Insecta; Hymenoptera; Pteromalidae
Gene: CYP9AG3
Product: cytochrome P450 9AG3
Exons: 1
Coding region: 61-1569 (502 amino acids)
Molecular function (GO): oxidoreductase activity, acting on paired donors, with incorporation or reduction of molecular oxygen; iron ion binding; heme binding
Source: RefSeq, marked validated